This is a messenger RNA of Protopterus annectens (West African lungfish), 7460 nucleotides long. It is a transcript of the gene GOLGA3, whose product is annotated as golgin A3. The record is from RefSeq and is a predicted model, not a curated record. NCBI's taxonomy places the organism in Eukaryota, Metazoa, Chordata, Ceratodontiformes, Protopteridae. The coding region runs from base 461 to 5020 and encodes 1519 amino acids. The transcript is spliced from 24 exons.
UGUGUUAUGAGAGUCUUAGUAAAGGCAGUGAGUUUUAUGAAUUGGAAAUGCGGUUUUAAACAACGAAUGCUACUUUAAAAAGCCUAGUUUCACAAUUUUACAGAAUAUUUAUGGAUACUUAAAUCUUUUUCACAGCAUUUUACUCCCCCUAGUAAAUUGUGUUUGCGGUAGGGAACGUAAACGAAGGUGGACAGUAGUGGCCACGUCCACGUCUAGAAGGAGGAGCUGACUGUGGGAGACUGUCAAGGAGCUGCCUGCUUCCUUGGUGAUGGCUUGUUUGGCUGCAGGGUAAUUCCUUGACUUCCUAGAACUGUCCGACUGACUGCUGUAAUUGGAGGAUUGCAGACUGAACAUGCUGACUUCAAACCUGGGUCUGUCCCUGUUAUGAACUUCUGAUGGAAAGAAUAGAAUAUUAAGUGAAACGGAACGUGACAUUUUAGGGGGUGUGUUUUGAUUUACAAUGGCUGCUGUACCAAGUCAAUGGGAGGUACAAGUGGAGACCAGCACAGGCAGCAGUGCUCUUCCUAGCAAUUCUGAAACAACUGCUGUCAGUCACCACACCAAAACCAAUUCUUUUGCAUCUGAAAAUGGUGAUAUCAAUAGAUCCAUUGCUUUUGCUAAUGAAACACCAGAAAAACAUCAAACCUCAGUACUUGCAAGGGAAGAUGGUGAAGACGGUGUCUGCCAGAAUGGACCUGUGUUACAGUGCCAGGAACCUGCUUUUAAUUUGGAUCCUACUAGCAGUCCACAGAAACAAGAGCCAUCUCCAGGUGUGACUGGUUUCCAUGACAACCUAGCGAAGUCUCAGGGCCCUAGCUCAGACAGUAGUACACAUAAAAAUGAAGCUCUACAGUCUCUCAGGCUAAGUCUUCCAAUGCAAGAAACGGAAUUGUGUUCGAAUGAGCCACCUCUUGCAUUGGAGAAUGAGGAACAAAUCAGACUUCAGGCUCGAAGGCGCUUGGAUGAGCAGCUAAAGCAAUACCGUGUGAAGAGACAGCAAGAAAGGACUACACCAAAGCACCGGCCAUCUAGCACUCUGGAUCCAGAGCUGAUGUUAAAUCCAGAAACUUUGCCACGAGCUAGCACUGUAGCAAUGACAAAAGAAUACUCUUUCUUUAGGACAAGUGUCCAGCGAGGACCAAAACUUGGUAGCUUGGGUCUUCCAGCCCCUUCUAAGGAAAGGAAAAGCACAAGGACUUCCAAGUCUAGCAAGAUACGUUCACUUGCAGACUACCGAACUGAUGAAAGUGGACUUGGAAAUGCAAGUGGUAGAUCACCAGGUGAUGAUAUGUCAUCUGGUUUGCUGAAGCCAAACAGAGGUAGUAGCACAUCUGUUGUGUCUGAAAUCAGCCUUUCAUCCAAUGUGGACGAUAGAUUGGAGACUUCCAGUCAGAUUACCGAUAAUAUUUCUGAGGCUGAUGGUAGUGAGGCAGGACUUAGGAUGGAUGGGAAUGAGAGUGACAGCUCUACAUACAGCAGUGUCUCAGGUGUCAGCAACUCUAACCCUCUGCCAUUUUUAGAGGGAAAGCAAGCAGUCCCUUACAUUGUGGAUGGCCAGGAAAUCCGUCCUGAGGAAGUGGGACAGUUCCCUUCCAUCAAGGAAGUGUUGCAGGCAGCAGCAGCUGAAUACCAAAGUCAAACGCCAGAUGAGAAUGGUGAAGUACGCAGUCGGAGAGACAGCAUUUCCAGCAGUGUGUCUAUCGGAAGUUCAUUGAUGGGAACGCAUGAUGAAGUACUGCAGGUCCUGAAGGAGAAAAUCCGGCUUGAAGGUCAGCUGGAGAGUUUGUCACUGGAAGCCAAUCAGGCCCUUAAGGAAAAGACAGAACUACAGGCACAGCUGGCAGCAGUGAAUGCACAACUCCAAGCUCAGGUCGAACAGAAUGAGUUGAGCCAGCAGAAGCAAAGCUCCCUGAACUCUGAAGUCAGCACCCUGAAACAGACCUGCACUGAUCUGGAACGAAGCGUUGUAGACCUGCAGAGUAGUCUGGAGGCUAAGAAUGCCAGCCUCAUCUCCUUAAAUACUGACCUCCAAAUGGCAGAGGAGCAGUAUCAAAGGCUCAUUGGCAAAGUGGAAGAAUUGCAGCAAUCCAUUGUUGGCAAGGACAAUACAGUUCUGGAUCUUCGGCAGCAGAUGGCUGCACUGCAGAGCCAACUACAGCAAGUGCAGCUUGAAAAGACCACCAUGUUUAAUAGUCUGAAGGCAUCGCAAACGGAAAUUACAUCACUACAGCAAGCCCGUCAGUGGUACCAGCAGCAGCUCAUGCUUGCACAGGAAGCCCGUAUCCGACUUCAGAGCGAGAUGGCCAACAUGCAGGCAGGUAAUGUGACCCAGGUAGGAACGCUGGAACACCUUAAGUUGGAGAAUGUGGCCCUGUCCCAACAACUGACAGAAACACAGCAUCGAUCAAUCAAAGAGAAGGAGCGCAUUGCAGCCCAGCUUCAGAGUAUUGAGGCUGAUAUGAUGGACCAAGAUGCUGCUUUCCAUCAGAUCCAGGAAGCAAAGACAAUGGUAGAGGAGGACUUGCAGCGGAAGCUAGAAGAAUUUGAGGAACAGAGAGAUCAACUUCAGAAGCUGGCAGACUCUGCUGUUGUGCUUGAACGAGAAUUAGAACAGGUAAAAGUCAUUUUACAUCAGCGGGAACUUCAAUUUGAAGCCCUGCAGCAAGAACAGCUUGACCUGAUAAAGCAACUUACCAUGUCACAAGAAGCCCAGUAUACACAAGAACAAUCCCUGAAUGAGUUGCAAGCCCGGUAUGAAGAACUGGAGGCCCAAAUAGCAGAGUAUCAGAGAGAGGCAGAAUCAAAGGAGGAUGUGGUCCAGAAUCUACGUAAGGAGAAGAUCUUCUUGGAAGUAGCGCUGCAAGCAGCAAAAGAAGAAAAAGAAGCACUAGAUGAAGGAACACAGCGUUUGGAGGAAGGAACUGGAGUUGCAUCUGAAGUCUUGGAGCAGCUAAGGCAAGAAAUUGCUGUAAAGUCUAAUCAGGUUGAGAGCAUACAGCAAGAGAACACUGGCCUGAGAAAGCAGACCCAAAAACUGAAAGAACAGUUUAUGCAACAAAAGGUCAUGGUAGAGGCUUAUCGUCGAGAUGCUAGCUCAAAGGAUCAACUAAUCAGUGAGCUGAAAGCAACCAAAAAGAGACUUGACAGUGAAUUGAGGGCGCUAAAGCAGGAGCUUUUGAGUGUCCACGGGGAGAAGAAAUCAAUGGAGAUGGAACAGGCAAGGUUGCAGAAGGAAGUUUCUCAUGUUCGCCAACAGCUGACUGACAUGGAUGCACAACUUCAAACAAUACAGGAUGAGCGGAAUGAACUGGAGAUGGAGCUUCAGAGCUUACAGUUUGACAAAGAACAGCUCAAGUCACUUACAGAAGAGAAUGAGGAGUUCAAGAAACAAAUAAGCAAACUACAGCUGGAGGCAAAAACAGACAUCACAGAGCAGAAGCAGAAGAUGAAGAAACUUGGUAGCGAUUUAACAAGUGCACAGAAGGAGAUGAAAUCUAAGCACAAAGCUUAUGAAAAUGCAGUGGGAAUCCUUAGCCGAAGACUGCAAGAGGCUCUUACUGCCAAAGAAACAGCAGAAGCUGAAGUGAGCAGACUAAAAGCACAAGUCACAGAUGGAGGUGAUAGUCAAGCCACUUUGGAGAGGCUUCGGACAUUGGAGUCAGAGUUGAAGGUGGUCUCCCACAGUAAGGCCAUGCUGGAGAAGGAGCUGCAAGAAAUCAUUUCACUCACAAGUCAGGAGCUGGAAGAGUAUCGAGAGAAGGUUUUGGAGCUGGAGGAUGAGCUUCAAGAGGCAAGAGGUUUUCGGAAGAAAAUUAAACGUUUGGAAGACUUAAACAAGAAAUUGACGCUUGAUCUUGAACAUGAGCGGGGGAAGCUGACUGGACUCGGCCAGUCACACUCAGCACUGCGAGAACAUGCCAAGAUUUUGGAGACAGCCCUGGCAAACAGGGAGGCCGAUUUAGUACAACUUAACCUGCAGGUGCAAGCAGUGCUGAAACGAAAAGAAGAGGAGGAUCACCAGAUGAAACAAGUUGUACAGACUUUGCAGGCAGCCCUGGAGAAGGAGAAGGCUAAGGUCAGAGAUCUUCGGCAGCAGGUUGCAGCAGCAAAAGCAGAAGCAGCGCACAGCCGGCGUCAUUAUCGUGCUGCUGCAAUGGAGUUAAGCGAGGUGAAGAAGGAGCUACAAGCCAAAGAGCAGCUGGUUAAUGCAUUACAGGCUGAAGCAGACAAACUACAGUCCCAGGAUGAGAGCCACUCCCAGGAAAUUGCUCGGUUCCAGCAGGAAUUGGCUGAAGCCCGGACACAGCUGCAGGUUCUGAAGAAACAGUUGGAUGAUGAACUCAAAAAGGAGCCUGCAGUGAACCAGGAGUUGGAGGACCUGAAGUGGGAGGUGGAACAAAAGGAAAUGGAAAUCCAGGCUCUGAAGCAACAUGUGGACCUGACAGAGCAGCGCACUCAGAAGGAAAUUGAAAGUGUACAGUCAGCAUUGCAGAGAAUCAAGGCAGAGCUGGAAGUUGUACGAGAGGAGCUGUCUGGGACCCAGAAAGACAAGUUCAUACUACAAGCAAAGGUGACGGAGCUGAAAAACAGCAUGAAAACACUUCUGAUACAGAACCAGCAGCUUAAGUUAGAGCUACGACAUAUGAAAACAAGAAAGAAAAAGGAUUUCAAGGGAGAUGCAAAUACUUCAAACCCAGUGACCCCAGUGAAGAUCCCAGAUUGCCCAGUCCCUGCCUCUCUACUAGAAGAGCUCCUCAAGCCAGCAACAGCUCUCAGUAAAGAACCCCUAAACAACCUCCACAACUGCUUGAGGCAGCUUAGGGACGAGAUGGACACAUUGCAACGUCAGAUGGAGGAGCACACAGUAACAGUACACGAGUCUAUGAGCUCCUGGUCUCAGAUGGAAGGACAGUUAAUGGAACUAACUGCAGUAUGCCCCACAGAAGACCCGGACCAUACACAGUCAGAAGCAACACAGCCCAUUGUUGUUGUUCAGGACUUUGAAACAUUAAAUCAGUAACUGAAGCAGCAUACUGCAUUAUCUAAACACCCGCUUUGCACUGUUUUAAAGACAUUAUUUACAUUCACAGAUUUAAUUUAUUUGUUUCUGUGUUCUCAUGUUUCAUGUUUGUUGCUGACUUACGUGUACACAGCAAAGUAGCCAAUUUUGGAAGACUUGCUAGUUAUUCCCAUUUUGUGAUGACUGAAGUAUGUAUCUAUAAAUGAACAGUUCAGCAUAUGCACAUAGCUGUUGUUGAAUGCAUCAUCUUUGUCAGCAUGUGGAGCUCACUGCCGCAUGUUAACAUCAGCCCUCCUCCAAAGUCUGAGCUGUAUAGUAGGGUUGUGAGAGGGGGGUGUCAGCAGGUAAGCAGGGGUCCUUGACCCUGUCACGAUGCUGCACAGUAAUAUUAUGUCACCAAACCAGGAGACUGUCCAUUUUAUUGUAGCUCAGUGACAGGAGAGUUUUCCUUUUAUGCUAAGAAAACAUAUGUGCUUCUUGCUUGUUUUAUGGGUUAGUUUAUAGAUUCUAAAACGGUCUGCAUUAAGGGAAAUGACUUCUGUCCUUAAACAGGUUAUUUUACUCUGUUGCUGUUUGUAAUUACACAUCAUAUGUAAUGUCUUGGUGUGUACCCUUCAGCAGUUUUAACAUUACAGAUAACACCUUUUAGAAAUUUACAAAAGGGCUUAGGAAUGUUGGUGUACAAGUUACAGUUUUUAGGUGUAGAAUUCGCAAAGUCCUGUUUUUUUUUUUCAUGGUCAAGAGAGUAUUGUAUCUUUAAAUGUGCUCAUAAAUAGAAUUUGUGCAAAUGCAGAAGGAAUGUAGUUAUGAAAGAAAAGGUGUAAGCUGCCCAUUCUGUGAGCAUUGCCUGAACUAACCUGUCUUUAGCCCUUGAUCUUUGAUGGAAAAUGACCAAAAAGCUAAAGGCUUGGAAGUUGUUUUCUUCUGUUUGUGAAGUCAAGUCAGUACCUUCAACUGUAGCUAGGAUCAGUGCCAUCUCUUGUCAGCUCUCAUGACAUGAUGAGGGAGGAAAAUGUAGGCUGAUGAUGAUGGGGGCAGGUUAUAUAUCCACUUUUUUUCCAGGAGCCAACAUAUUCCUUUCCAUUAGUUAAGUGUACUGCCUGCCAUCAACUAGGAGCUCAGUAUUUACUCAAAGGUAUAGCUAUUGAUUGGCAACCCAUGUAACCAACACCUCUAGCUGUUUUUUGCCUAAUCUUCAAUAAUAAUAACUUAUUUAUAUAUUUAUUUUGUGCUGUUGGCCCAGUAGAUGAGCCAGCCUUAGGCAAAAAAAAAAAUUGAGAUCCAGGAAAGGACAUAAGACAUUAAUACAGCAAUUAACAUAGCACCUCCUGAGUAGUGUUUAACUUAUAGAAGAACAUUGCCAUUAUGGUAAUAGCUACAGUUAAGCUGGAUAAAAAAUAUUUAGCAUAAUAGGCAAGUAUUAGUAUGACUGCAUUUUAUAAGACUGCCCAUUUAUAUGGGAACAAACAUCACAAAGGCUGACUUCAUGCAAGGUUCAGUUUUGGUUAGUACUUUUUUACAGCUGUGAAUGCCAGUCUUUACAGACAGCAUGAGUGUGGGUAUUGAACACACACAGAUUGGGUUGCCGCAUCUUGGGCAUUGGAAGGUCUGCAUUUUUGUCUGUUAACCCAGGUGUAUUUCUGUAAUCAAGAACUACUGUACACUGAUAUAGUUCAACAAAGAAAAUAGUGCAGCCUGCAGAAGCAGUUCUGGGGUAUGUACUCUGUUAAAUAAAAUUUCACACUUUUGCAGCUCUGCACUGAUUUACCCAUAAAGAGUUCAGAUAUUUAUAAUUAAAUGUUUUUAUCCGGACAUCAAAUGUAUCAGUUUGAAAGCUGGCUGUAGUCUUUCAGUAAAAAAAAAAAAGGACCGGUUCUGUAUUUUGAUAUCAUAUUGUUAAUCAUAAGCCUGGUCAGCAAAAUAUGACUCUGUGCAGUUGUUUGGUGUGCCACAGUUUCAUCUUACCCACCUCUCAACAGUGACUGAAUAUUUUCAGUGUCUUGCCAUGUCUUCAUUUUCUUGGUGGUCUGAAUGCUAAUGAAAUGAAGGAAAGCUUAUAUCCUUUAUGUGAUAGUCAGACAUCUCAUUUUUGAUUUGCAGCUUAGUUACAUUGUUUGGGUCGCUCAAGAACAAAUCGCAGUUUCAUUCUAGAUGACUUAGAGCAUUGCCUUUAAACUGACACCAUUAGUGCUUUAUUUUCCUUCCCAAAUGCUCAAGUCAUUUACUCAUCUGUUUUUCUAACUGUCCUGUUUUUGCUGAGAUGACUUUAUAAAUCCUUUGGCCUUAAUUGUACUUUUAAUGUGUUGCAUUGCUGUUUUAUUUUUCCCGAGAACUAGAAGGGCACAGACAGCACUUGUGAAGAAUUAAAGAAACAAAUUGCAUUUUAAGCACAGAAAAUGUGCUUGUUAACUUUUUUAAUAUAUUAAACAAUAAUAAAUUA